AUGAACGAGUCCUUUCAGAUCGUUGUUGUCGGAGCCGGAAUCCUAGGGCUCACGGCAGCCCUAGAGCUCCAGGAAAGAUUGGCGUCAAAUAAAUUAUGUGGUUCCAUCACUAUCAUUGCCGCGGAGUUCCCGGGCGAUGAAUCUAUCAACUAUGCAUCUCCUUGGGCAGGCGCUCACUCCCGAAUCGUGCCCUGCAUGACGGCCCGCCAAGUUCGCGACCGGAAGCUCGAGCAAGUCACCUGGGACGUAUUCCGCGCGGAGUCCAAAACCUACCCCGAGGCAGGAAUCGAGUUCAUGGAUGCCUUCGACUACUUGGAAGACCCCCCUGAAGAGUAUGUGAAGUUGCAGGGUGGCUACUCUGAGGCAGAAGGGUUUCAGCUACUCGAACAGGAUGAGCUACAGCCCAACAUCAAGUUUGGAAGCAAGUACCGGGCAUGGUGCCUAAACCCGGUCGUCUAUUGUGCGUUUCUACUCCGUCGUUUCGUUGUCCGGGGAGGGAAGGUGAUGCGCCUGAGGCUUGCUAGUCUGGAUGAAGCCGCAAGCCUUGCUCCAGACGUCCAAGUGGUUGUGAACUGUUCAGGAAUAGGCUUCGGAGAUCCUGAAGUGUUCCCUAUUAAAGGCCAGACCUGUCUCGUUAGCAAUCCUUGCGAUAAAACCAUAACGCAGCAGAACAAAGAUGGUUCAUGGACCUUCAUCAUUCCUCGACCGCUUGAAGGUGGUACCAUCAUUGGAGGCACCAAAGAGCCCCACAACUGGUCAGAAACAACAUCUCGUGAGAAACGAAUCCAUCUCUUGACCCAGGCAGCCAAGAUGUACCCUGCCAUCUUGAACGCGAACUCGCAAUUUGAUGUCAUUAGAGACAUCGUUGGUAGAAGACCAGAGCGAAAAGGAGGGUUGCGAUUGUCUUCCGAACCACUUCAUCUUUCAACUGCACACAACGGAAAAAGCGGCCACCGCCGUGUAGUUACGCUCAUUCAUGCGUAUGGGGCUGGCGGUGCGGGAUACGAACUCUGCUGGGGCGUGGCGCAAGAGGUUGCUGAGAUGGCGCUCGAGGUAGCCCCUUUGAGGUCGUCCUUAUAGGCUGUCAUCUUCAUUACGUGCCCAUAGCUGUCCAUAGCUAUC
Messenger RNA from Ilyonectria robusta, 1122 nucleotides. RefSeq lists its product as uncharacterized. The transcript has 3 exons. The coding region runs from base 1 to 1080 and encodes 359 amino acids. The record is from RefSeq and is a predicted model, not a curated record. NCBI's taxonomy places the organism in Eukaryota, Fungi, Ascomycota, Sordariomycetes, Hypocreales, Nectriaceae. Gene Ontology annotation, molecular function: D-amino-acid oxidase activity; FAD binding.